UCGCCCCUCUUCCUCCUCGCCGCAUCUCCGUCCACGACCUCCUCCCUCCCGCCUCCUGCCACACGACCGUGCAUGCGACCUCUUACGCUCCACUCCUCCGCGCUGAACGAUGGCGAAUAUACCGUGUACAUCGCGUGCAUGCGCGACCUCGCCGAGGAUGACGAGCCCGACAUGCAAGCCAGCGACACGUUCUACGAGGACAUGAAGGUCGGCGUCCGCGAGGCCAGGGCGUGGCUCCGCGGCCGCUAUUCCACCCUUGCGCCUGGGAUGAUCGACUCGAUCCUCCGCCUGUUCUGUCCGAACCUUGCGCCCGCGGACGUCCUCACCGGCGGCCAGCUCUUCGCUGUGCUGAGGCUCGUCCACCAUGCACUCAACGGGAGGGACGUCGACAAGGGCCUCGUGUUCGUACAGGCGCACCCAGAUUCCCAACCGUCUCCACCAGCGCCACAAUCCAUCGACCGGCUGCCUCCGCCAUCCUAUGACCCGCCCUCCCCAGACAAGAACCCCUUUGGCACUUCCGACAUUUCCAAGCCAAGUCCCAUGGUCCCGUCCAAAUCCGCGCCGCUUCCCCCAGCCGUUCCGCCCAAGCCGUCCACGAACCCCUUCCUCGCGCGACGCGGCUCCGAAGAGGGCCAUCGCCCAUCCGCCAUCGGCGAGCGCGAGCGCGCGCCGAACCCGAACGCGCGCGCACGGAGCGAGGGCCGCACCCCGCCUCUGCCCCCGCGCAAGCCCACUAUACCUGUCGUACCCUCCCUACCGCCGCGCCACUCAUCCCUCGCGAAGAUGCCCGAGACGAUCUCCGUGAGCCAGACGAACCCACACGUGUUGAUCCAGCAGAGCCUCCAGGCGACGCGCGUCGCGCAGAGCUUGAAGAAGGCGGAGCAGAGGCUGGAGCAGGAGCGCGUGUGGGAGGUGCUCAAGAGCAGCAAUCCUUCUGUGUCGAGCGUAAAUGGCCUGAGGCGGACGAGGAGCAUCAGUCCGACGAAGGACGCCGCGGCGCCGUCGAGCUCCGGCUCGUCGAGCUCGGGCGCUAGGGAACGCCCGAGGGAGCGGGCGGCGCCGACUCUGCCACCGCGACGCAAGCUCAGCCCGCCUGCGUCGACGAUCUCGGGCGCGACGACGCGCUCGUUCGAGUCCGUCGCGCGCGCGAAUAUCCCCAGCUCCCUGUCGCGCUCGCGGCACGUGAUCUCACCCUCUGCGUCUGCGACCACCUCGCCCACACGCACGCCGCCCCGGCCGCUGUGCGACCUGCCCUCAGAGCCGCCCCCGACGCACCCUGACCGCAAGCCGUCGCUCCCUGGGGUCGACGGCGAGCGGAGCGUGCCCAACUCACCCUCUGCGACGGGCGAGUUUCCCCGCGUCUACCGUAGCAAGAGCAUGAACCACCCGUCGCCGCCGCCGCCCGUCCCGCCGCUGCGGCAUCGGCGCCCCGAGAGCGUGCAGCUCGCGCCAAUCUCGCCCGUGGACGCGGUGUUCAUGAGCCCGUCACGGCCGAGCUUCGCGGGCACGGGCGCGCACAGCCUGAGCCGGCACCACUCGCUCUCGGGCGUACCCCGCCCGCGCGCCGCCGGAGAGGCGCUCCCGGAGCCGAUCGCGAACCUGCAGAAGACGCUGACGAGCCUGGGCCAGAAGGCGGCGCCGCGCCUGGACAGCGCGCGGUACAAGGCGGAGGCGGCGUUCACCCCGCGCGGGUUCGUGCAGCACUCGCACGCGCGCCCGGGGCUCGGCGGGCUCGGCGGGCGGUGGGGCGUGCGGGAGGGCGAGGAGCGGCUGAUUGACAGCGAGGAGGAGGCGGUGGGUGAUGGGGAGAGCUCUGUUGGGCAGGACAUCACGGGGGACUCGGUGAGGAGCCCGGGGAGCGAGGAGCCGGAGUGGAGUCGGCGGUUGAGGAGGCUGAAGAUGGGAGAGGGGGAGAACGAUGGCGGGCGAGAGAGCCCGUCGCGAAGGAGCUUUGGCGUUGAGAGGGACGAGCUGAAGUGGCCUGCGGGCGACGGCUGGAAGCGCUUGUAGGCGACGGAAGCGAAAGAUGAGAUGUAGCGUAGUAUAUAGAACCGCCGGUCGUAGUCUGUAUAUUGUGUAGUAGUAUAAUCUCGAACGCUGUGCAUCUGCUCUGUUCUGUUGGUCGUGAAGCUGGGACCGGGACAUGUCGAGCAGCAGGGUCUGUGCGCAAUAGUGUGCGCAUCAGCACUAUAGUACUGAAGUAUCAUUGACACUAAUAGUAUCAUGAUUGCGAUA
Molecule: messenger RNA, 2235 nt
Organism: Fomitopsis serialis
Lineage: Eukaryota; Fungi; Basidiomycota; Agaricomycetes; Polyporales; Fomitopsidaceae
Exons: 3
Coding region: 73-2010 (645 amino acids)
Source: RefSeq, a predicted model, not a curated record